Messenger RNA from Capsella rubella, 1924 nucleotides. RefSeq names its product protein indeterminate-domain 9. The transcript has 4 exons. Gene Ontology annotation, cellular component: nucleus. Gene Ontology annotation, molecular function: DNA-binding transcription factor activity. Lineage: Eukaryota; Viridiplantae; Streptophyta; Magnoliopsida; Brassicales; Brassicaceae. The record is from RefSeq and is a predicted model, not a curated record. The coding region runs from base 121 to 1494 and encodes 457 amino acids.
GACAAAUUAAAGAGUGUUUCUGUAUAUCUCUCUCUGUCCACCUGUUUUGUCUUCUUACUUCGAAACUCUCUCUCCAUCUCUCCCUCUCUCUCUCUGUCUCUCAACUAAACCCAUAUCAACAUGAUGAUGCCAGAUGAUCAUCAUCAUCAUCACCUCUCAUUUCCCAGCUAUGUCCUUCACCAAGAACACAUCACACCAAAUGAUCCUAACCCUAACCCUAAUGCUACCUCUUCUAACUCAGCCAAGAGGAAGAGAAAUCUACCGGGAAAUCCAGAUCCAGAUGCAGAAGUCAUCGCUCUAUCGCCAAACUCACUCAUGGCGACUAACCGAUUCAUAUGCGAGGUUUGCAACAAAGGGUUUAAGAGAGACCAGAACCUUCAGCUUCACCGUAGAGGUCAUAACCUUCCAUGGAAGCUAAAGCAAAGGACUAACAAGGAGCUAGUUAAGAAAAAAGUGUACAUCUGUCCCGAGAAGACUUGCGUACACCACGACCCGGCCCGAGCCCUUGGUGACUUAACGGGAAUCAAGAAGCAUUUUAGCAGGAAACAUGGUGAGAAGAAGUGGAAAUGUGAAAAGUGUUCCAAGAAGUAUGCUGUCAUGUCCGAUUGGAAAGCUCAUAGCAAGAUUUGUGGUACUAGAGAAUACAGAUGUGACUGUGGUACCCUCUUUUCCAGGAAGGAUAGUUUUAUUACACAUAGAGCAUUCUGUGAUGCCUUAGCUGAAGAGAGUGCUAGAUUUGUCUCAGUUCCACCAGCUGCAGCUCCAGCCACACCCGGAUAUUUAAACAAUGCCCCGGACGCAGAAAUCAACCUUGGAAACAUCAAUCCAAAUCAUCAACAUGGACAGCUUAAUACUACAUCUUCCCAAUUGGAUCAUCAACAAGGUUUCAAUUUCAACCGCCAAGCCUUUUUGGGACAAACCUUCACCAACCAGCUUCCCACCACACAAACCAAUGUUUUUGCCUCUCCAUCAACUCGUAGCCCAUCCGACUCGCUUCAAAAUCUAUGGCAAUUACAAGGACAAUCAUCUCACCAAUGGCUUCUCAACGAAAACAACAAUAACAACAUCCUCCAAAGGGGAAUCUCCAAGAAUGAAGAAGAACAUGAGAUCAAAAACGUUGUAACUAGUGGUUCUUUGUUCUCUUCGGAAUCACACAACAACUCUAAUAACUACAACCAAAACGGUGGACAAGUAACAUCCAUGUCAGCCACGGCAUUGCUACAAAAGGCAGCUCAAAUGGGAUCAAAGAGAUCAUCAUCAAGCUCAAACAAUAGCAAGGCUUUUGGUCUAAUGAGUACCACAUCCAUCUUCAACAACAAGCAAACGGAGAAUAUCAAAACUAAAGAAGUUGAUGAAGGAGGCUUCACUAGAGACUUUCUUGGUGUGGGAAGUCAACACCGUACUUGGCCAUUAAUGAUGGUCAACCAUAAUAUUCCCGACUCGUCUCCUCCUGCCAACGCCGACGGUACACCAACCGCCGACAGGAACCAGUAGUUUGGUAAAAACACAUCGUUGUCCAUGUAUAUGAUAAAGAAACGUAAACUAUUUAAGACCAAGUGACGAGAGGACAGCUUAAGCACGGCGGAGAAACACCGUGAGAGAUGAGUUUUUUUUACUCGGAGAGAAUCUCUGAGUUAACUCGGUGGUGCAUACUGGGUCCACUCGGUUGACGGAGAUGGGAAGCUAAUUCGGGUCCACUUCUGCAUGCAUGGCGAAGCGUCUGAACUCUGAACAUGCAUGCACAGCAAAGCAUACGCUAUGUCUUUUCUCAUUCUUGUUUUUUUUUUUUUUUCUUUCUUGUAAUUAUUUCAUGCUUUAAAGUUUUGAAAGAACUUAAAAAGAAACAAGGAAAAGAACUUAAACUUUAAGUCGUUGUACCUUUUUGUUUUUUUCCUUGUAUAAAGGUUAAACUUUUGUAUUGUUA